AUGCAACCUAUUCCCCACCGAAUCCAUCAUCCUCCCCAUUCCGGCUUCACAGCCGCCCAACGCGCCCUUUCCAUACCAGAACUCGUCUCGCAAAUUCUGAGCUGGGACGCAGCAGGUUUCAAAGACUAUUACUGGGUCUACGGCCAAAUCUUCCCAAGAACCAGUUUUGCUCGCUACGCCCGAGUCAACAAACUAUGGUUCCAUGAAGCAAUGCGAUAUCUAUGGUGGACUCCACAGCCUCGCUUCAAACUUGAACUCCUUGAAAAAACCACUCCUUUCCGAAGACAAUUCUACGCAGAUUUUAUGGUGAAUGUUUACUUUUAUAAUGACCCCAAGCUCAGUGCUAGCGAGAAUAGAAUCUUUAAGGGGUUGAUUCUUCCGCGGUUGCGCUUUGCGAAGAUACUUGUUCGUACUGGACAGCGACUUCUCUCUUUACCUGAGAUUGUGGGCUGUGCGCUUCAGGAUCUUACUAUUGAUAUCGUGGCUAUGAAGAAUGGCAGGAGUGGAGCUCUUUCGGAUAAUAGGAUGCAGGAAAGAUUGGCGAAGCGGUUGAUGAAGAUGUUUCCUAACCUAGAGAAGAUUACUCUGAACGAACUGUUGACUGGACAUGUCAGCCCGGGAGAUCUCGCGAGAUUUCAAGCAAAUUUCAGUCAUGUCCGGGUCGUGCUUCAAGUUGCAAACGGCCAGCAGUGA
This is a messenger RNA of Penicillium subrubescens, 693 nucleotides long. RefSeq names its product Protein VAC14. Lineage: Eukaryota; Fungi; Ascomycota; Eurotiomycetes; Eurotiales; Aspergillaceae. The transcript is spliced from 2 exons. The record is from RefSeq and is a predicted model, not a curated record. The coding region runs from base 1 to 693 and encodes 230 amino acids.